AUGUCAGACCUUGUCAACGACAUAAACGGCUUCAUCAGUGAGCACAAUGUCAGAAGAGGAGCACCACCUUCACAACAUCCCUUCACUCCUACACCAAGGUACUAUGCUGCAACAUUGAUGUUUUCAGACGAAGGUGCAAAUAGCCCUCCUACCCAAAGUGUCAGCAUGUCGAACGCCAGUAGCUCGACGUACAUGUCGUCCUGCUUUGACAUCCCAACUCCUCAAACCUCUUCCACUCACACUGCCCCUCCUCCCCCUGCUUCUAUCCCAUACCAACAGUACUCGGUACCUUCUUCACCUCUCGUAUGCGAAUUCGAACGCUAUGCAGGGUGCAAUGCAACGUUCGAUCCCAAUGAUGAGGCUGGAUGGAUCGAGCACAUCGUGACUUUCCACAUUGGCAAUGCAUUUCCUUCAUUUAGCGCAUCUGCAUAUAGCCCACCCAACCCUGGAGCAUGCUACCGACAACGAAUGCACCAUAUCGCAAAGCACUUCCGGAGAGGCGUGACGGGGAGACAGAUUCGUCCAGACUUCUCCUUCCUCGACCAUGCUUACAACUAUCGUCUGAUCGAUGAGGAGACAUUCCAACGAGAAAAGAUGUUACAUGAGGCUCCUCAGCUGUCGGGUUUGCAUCCUGCUGGUUGGAGACCUGAGCAGGGGUCAUUGCAAGGUCAAGUAGAGAUAAGUCGGUCACAUCGUCGGGGGUCGUCAACUCGAAAUCGUGCAUCGCAGAGAUACUAUGAUUGA
Molecule: messenger RNA, 744 nt
Organism: Fusarium graminearum PH-1
Lineage: Eukaryota; Fungi; Ascomycota; Sordariomycetes; Hypocreales; Nectriaceae
Exons: 2
Coding region: 1-744 (247 amino acids)
Source: RefSeq, a predicted model, not a curated record